CCCGCGGACCGGAGAUGGCGGAAGCGCCGGGCUCGGGGCGCCGCUCGCGGUACAAAGCGGUGGGCUCGCCACGGUGGAAGGAGGCUUUCCGGCAGGGAUGCCUGGAGAGAAUGAGAAACAGCCGGGACAGGCUCCUGAACAGAUACCGCCAGGCUGGAGGCAACAUGCCAAGGAGAGCUCAGAACCCUCUUCUGGUGCAGGAGGUGAUGGAAGAAGAGUGGAGUGCUCUGCGGGCCAGGGACAGCUGUCCAGAGGCCUUGACCCAGUUGGAGGAGCUGCUGGACCUGGCUGUGCUCGAGGAGAUCCAGCAGGAGCUGGCUGACCAAGAACGGCGCCUCCUCAGCGAGUACGAGAAGAGCCUGCAGUUUGAUGAGCGCUGUCUCAGCGUCAUGCUGGCCGAGUGGGAGGCGAACCCUCUCAUCUGUCCCGUGUGCAUGAGGUCCAACCUGAGAGUGUCCGGCGGUGUGGUCACGUGUCCGUGUGGCCUGUCCCUCCCCUCGCACUCUCCAGGGUUGACGGAGCAAAAGCUUCGAGCCUGCUUAGAGGAUUGCGUGAAUGAGCACGGUGCACACUGUCUGCACAUGCCUGAGUUCUCGGUCACGGAUGGGACGGAAGAAAAGCCCAGUCUUCUCAUGAGCUGCGUGGCUUGCGACACGUGGGCCGUGAUUCUCUAGUGCCGACCUCCACUCCCCACUCUUCUGGGGCACAUGACUCGCUCCGCCUGGGACAGGGCCUUGUAAAUACUAGCGUUUAACUUAUAUCGGAUUUUGUACUAAAACUCUGAAACCUCUGUGCUCUCGGUGUGUUGGGACACAGGCUGGAGGGGAAGAACAGCAAAGACAACGGAGGAAACUGACUGAUU
This is a messenger RNA of Lontra canadensis (Northern American river otter), 862 nucleotides long. RefSeq names its product RPA interacting protein (gene RPAIN). Bases 15 to 674 code for a protein of 219 amino acids. Gene Ontology annotation, cellular component: nucleus; PML body. The transcript is spliced from 7 exons. The record is from RefSeq and is a predicted model, not a curated record. Lineage: Eukaryota; Metazoa; Chordata; Mammalia; Carnivora; Mustelidae. Gene Ontology annotation, biological process: protein import into nucleus.